Messenger RNA from Lampris incognitus (smalleye Pacific opah), 5770 nucleotides. It is a transcript of the gene cdk13, whose product is annotated as cyclin-dependent kinase 13. NCBI's taxonomy places the organism in Eukaryota, Metazoa, Chordata, Actinopteri, Lampriformes, Lampridae. The transcript has 15 exons. Gene Ontology annotation, cellular component: nucleus; cyclin/CDK positive transcription elongation factor complex. The record is from RefSeq and is a predicted model, not a curated record. Gene Ontology annotation, molecular function: cyclin binding; RNA polymerase II CTD heptapeptide repeat kinase activity; ATP binding. The coding region runs from base 666 to 4940 and encodes 1424 amino acids. Gene Ontology annotation, biological process: positive regulation of transcription elongation by RNA polymerase II; protein phosphorylation; transcription elongation by RNA polymerase II.
UAGUGAUUUAGCUGACCGUUUUCAACGGAGUUCAUACGUCCUCGCCUUCUUCGACAGUGCGGCUGCUGGUAGAGCUACCAACUCGCCUGGAUACGCGGAGAGCCGAUGUGUUUCUGAAUGGCAUUGUUUUAUUGCCUCUGCCUGAGUUGACUUGGAACUCCACACAAGGAGAAAGAGAGCUAGCUAGCGCUUGCUAUAGCUAACUAGCUAAUGGCAGCCAUCUAGCCGACUCGUGUGCUAGUUACUUCCUUGUUGCACACCGGAGUGAGAUGGAAGGUGUGGAUAAGUUUGCGAGCACGGAAUUAUAGAGCCGUUUUUCUUGCAGUUGAACCCAGUGUGGUUAUGGGUUUAAAUGCUUACGGGAACGUCAAUAUUUCCGGAGAACUCGGACUUUUGCAAACUGGAGUGUCUUUGGGCCUGUAAGCUGAACAUGGAAUGGAAUGCGGCUUUCUAAGCUGGGCACUGUUGCUAGCUAGGGGCAACUAGCUGGCUAAAUUGACUAGCAUUGGCUAGCAAAUCUGGGAGAUGUUCAGUUCUGCAACACGAUGGUUCAUUAUCAGCUGGCUGACUAACUAAACCUUUUAUUGUGGAAUUCAUCGGCUUGUGGAUGUUGUGGGUGUCGGAUGUGAUGGAUUAUCAUCUGGAAUAACACUUAAAACUGAUAAAUGCCUAAUUCAGAGGUGCUUCGCGAGGGUCGGGGAAGGAGCCCCUCUGCAAAGAGGAACGCCAGUAGACAGGACAGGCGCAGUAAACCUGGAAGCGGUGCGAGAGAGCAGCGAGAGAGGCACCGUGUGAAGGGUCGGUCGUCUUUCAGGAGAAAGAAACGCCGACAGGCCAGGGACAGAAACUCGUGGCACACCAGCACGCCAGAUGAGCCCGAUAGUGAGCGGAAAGGUACUUUAGAGAAAGAGGGUGAACUUCGGUCUGUGGUGGAGUACGAUGACGUCAGCUCUCAGUCGGAGCGCUUUUCAGGGAGCCCCUCUCCUAAACUUGACCCUCACGCUGACAGGCUUUCCAUGGAACGAUUCAGCGAGGGAGAUUUCGUUGACUAUAAUGGACCAGCAUCCCCGAACAGGAGACAUCAUAGAGACCGGGAUGUAAUACCCCCCACAAAAAACGAGCACACCAGGGGACCAUCAGAGAGAAGUAGGCAGGAGAAAGAGCCGAGAAGGAAGGAGCAUCAGAGCCGCGAGAGAGACUCCUCAAAAGUGCGCAGCGGCGGUAGUGUAAGUGGCUCAAAAAACGAUCGGGACACAACGAGGAGCAGUGACAGAAAUGGUAAAAAAGCAACUCAGCCCCAAUUGUCUGUGGAUAAAAGGGAUUCUAAACGGCACAAAAGUAAAACAAGACCCGACAGAUCUGAUAAGGAGACUCCUUCCGCCUACAGAGAUGCUCCGCAAUCUUACAGAGAUGACCGUGAAGACCUCAGGGCAUACAGGAGGAGUCCUAGUUUCAAAGCUGAAAGUCCCUAUGGGACAUCAUAUCCAUAUGGUUACCAGUCCCCCGUUGGUUAUAAUCCCUUGAUAUCAAGGAGAAGCCCGACUUAUGCGAGCAAAAGACUGUCCCCUAGUUCGGCAUACUACGGCCGGGAUGCAGAGCUUUAUGGGGCUUAUAACGUUUCAAAAUCGCCAAGUUCAUACUCAAGCAACAAACGAAAGCGGUCUCCUGCUAGCCCGGCUAACUGGCGUAGGUCUCCAAGUUAUGGCAGACAUAGUCCAUAUGAUCAAGGGGAGUAUGGUUCAAGUCCUUAUGGAAACCGUAGGAGAUCACGAAGUCCAUACCGAAAGUCACUGAGCCCGAGUCCAGAUGUCAGGCGAUCCGCCAGGUCACGUAGCCGAAGUCCAUAUUCAUCGUCAAGACACUCACGCUCUCGUAGUCGUCACCGCCAUUCUCGCUCCCGCAGCCGCCCAACUAGCCUUUCACCCAACACUGUCACCUUCAAAACCAGUCUUGCUGCCGAGCUCAGUAAGCAAAAGAAGGCCAAAGCCGCUGAAGCAGCUGCCAAAGCCAAGAACUCCAGCAACACCUCUACUCCCACUAAGGGUUCCUCAUCCACUCACCAGCCUAGUCCCAAGUCUAAUCAUACAUCCAGAAAGGGCCGUCCGCCCUCACCACCUCAGCCUGAGAAGGGCCCUAAGACACCUGUAGCCGGCCAGCCUCAAUCCCCCUCUGACAGGUCCUCCAAGAGGACCACUGAGCACCAGCCAAGCAAGGAGAGAGAAAGAGAUGCAAAGGCCAAAGAUGAAUCCACACAGCGGGAUAAAAGAAAAGCACCAGCAUCUGGACAGGGCAAAGACAAAGAGCGAGUAACUGGCCCAGUCAUCGCUACACUUUCAUCUCUACCAUUACCCCAAACCAUUCUAGAGCACAUAGACAAAGGAGAAAGCCUAAAAGACAUUACACUCUUGGGGAAGAAAAAGCCCGAGCGUAAGGCGCGGCAACUUUUGUCAGAUCUGCCUCUUCCUCCUGAGCUUCCUGGUGGCACAUUGUCUUCUCCGCAUAGCCCUCCUGAUGAGAAAAAGGUCCCAACACUUCGCCGCAGGCCCAAAAUCUGUGGGCCACGGUUUGGUGAGAUCAAGGAAACUGAGAUAGAUUGGGGCAAACGCUGUGUGGACAAGUUUGAGAUAAUUGGCAUCACAGGGGAGGGCACCUACGGACAGGUGUACAAAGCUAAAGACAAAGAUACUGCUGAAAUGGUUGCAUUGAAAAAAGUUCGACUAGAUAAUGAGAAGGAGGGCUUCCCAAUCACUGCCAUCAGAGAGAUCAAGAUCUUGCGACAGCUCAAUCACAAGAGCAUAAUAAACAUGAAGGAGAUUGUUACAGACAAGGAGGAUGCGCUGGACUUUAAGAAUGACAAAGGUGCAUUCUAUCUUGUAUUUGAAUAUAUGGAUCAUGACCUGAUGGGGUUGUUGGAAUCUGGCCUGGUGCACUUCAACGAGAACCACAUCAAGUCUUUCAUGAGGCAAUUACUUGAGGGCCUUGAUUACUGCCACAAGAAGAACUUCCUGCACAGAGACAUCAAGUGCUCCAACAUCCUGCUCAACAACAAGGGCCAAAUUAAAUUGGCAGACUUUGGCCUGGCACGUCUCUACAACUCUGAGGAGUGUCGACCAUACACCAACAAGGUGAUCACACUGUGGUAUCGGCCACCAGAGUUGCUCCUUGGAGAAGAGAGGUACACACCAGCCAUUGAUGUGUGGAGCUGUGGAUGCAUUCUGGGAGAAUUGUUCAUGAAGAAACCCAUCUUUCAAGCUAAUCAGGAGCUUGCCCAAUUGGAACUUAUUAGCCGUAUCUGUGGCAGCCCCUGCCCAGCUGUCUGGCCCGAUGUGAUAAAGCUUCCAUUUUUCAACACCAUGAAACCAAAGAAACAGUACCGGCGACGGUUGCGGGAGGAGUUUGCUUUUAUCCCUUCAUCAGCCUUGGACCUGUUUGACCACAUGCUGAAUCUCGAUCCAAGCAAACGCUGUGCGGCUGAACAGGCACUGGCCAGCGAGUUCCUCAAGGACGUGGAUCCAGACAAGAUGCCACCACCAGAUCUUCCACUAUGGCAGGACUGUCACGAGUUAUGGAGUAAGAAGCGUCGGCGACAGAAGCAAAUGCCAGAGGAACUGGCUGCCCCUAAGGCUCCGCGUAAAGAACUGGGUCUUGAUGACAGCCGCAGUAGCACUCCUCAGGGCUUCCCAUUUUCUGGAGGACUCAAAGCCCAGACUGUGGCUGCUUCUGCACUGCUGGACUCCAAGGGUCCCAAUUCGCAGUUGACCCAGGAGCAGUUAGCUGUUUUCCUCAACCUCCUUGGCCAGCCUAAGAGUGCAGGUAACACUGCCCAAUUUUUCCAGGGUAUGAGUUCUAAGGUCAACCAAGAAACUCUGCAGCAGCUCUCCAAAGUUCUAGCUCCAGCUGACCCAGAAAGACUUCCUGAGCCUCCACCACAGCCAACAACCACCAAACCACCCCAGUCCACUGCCCCUGUUGGAGUGCCCCGCACACCUCCAAUGCCGAAGCCACCAUCACCACCUUUGUCUACUUCAUCAGCCAUUGUGGAGGGAGAGGCUGCAGCCGCCACUCACACAGCCAUGACGAUGCUGCUGGCACAGCUCCUCCAAGCUCAGCAGGCUCAGAGGCAGGAGCUUAGUGAGGGUGGAGAAGGAACUGAGGGUUCUAACCCUGGAGCAGGAGCACCUGUGGCACCUCCUCCACCUCAAGAAGUCUCACAGCCCCCAGAGCCCAGCCCAGUCUCUCCAGUGUCUGAAGUAGGUGGAGUGUCCAUUCUCCCUCCAGACCAGAGACCUCCUGAGCCUCCAGAACCACCUCCACAUGCAGACUUAGACUACCGGCAACCACCCCCCGAGCCCCAGACUGGUCAUCCACCCCCCCUUCCAUCUACAGGAGGAGGUGAAGGAGGGAGGCCCCCAGAGCCAGACUACCCACCUCUUCCCAGUGCAGAAGCACCAGGAUAUGGAGAUUACAACCAUCCACCCCCUCCACCCUUCACUCCUGCAGGCUUUGCAGACAGCUACAUGGGUCACAUGUUAGGGGGAGGCCUCCCACCUCACACCUUGCGAGAGGUAUUCAGUGGGCCUGCCCAAGCCCCUGGCUCCUCCUCAGCUGCUGGGCCCCUGGCCCAAACCCACCCAGAUCCCUUCCCUCCUGGGGCAGGAGCAGGUGGACCCAGCGGUAUGAUGUUCAGUGGUGACAAGGACCACCGAUUUGAGUACAAUCACAGUCCCUUGCCUGUUGAGGGUCAGCCCAACCCCAAUGCUAUCCACCUUUACAACCACAACAUGGGUAGGAAGGAUGGUGUACCGCCUCCCCCACCUAUUCCAGCACCAGCGCAAGGGUGGGGAUCCCCUUCCCAGGCUGGUGCUCUGCCGCUUCCCCUUGGCUUCGUCCCACAUGUAAACUCAACGGCAGCAAUCAGAGGGCGAGGUUUACCCUUCUGAUGGACUGUAGGAAUGAAGGGGAACAGAACCGGCAGUGUACGGCAAUGGACAUAGACUAGAAGGACUCAAUAUGUUGAGCUCAAAGCCUCUCAGGCUAGACCAGAGGGAUGUGGAUAUGCACACUUGAUUUUUAGUAACUUAAAUCUGUGUAAGGCAUGGUAUUCCUUCUCUAUCUGGAAUGUGGAGUACGUUUUGCAGAAAGGACAGCAAAAUUACAACGGAGGAGCUUUUCUAGCUCAUACCAUUUUCAUAUUUUUUUAAUCUAUUCUGCUGUCUUUUAAAUUAAACUUUUAACUUUUUUGAGUGUACAUUUAUCGGGCCAGGUAUAUUUUAAAUCUUUACCUUAGCCUUCUUUAAUUGCCCGAGGGCAGACUAGUAUUAAUGUUUUGCACUACUGACUCAAGUAGGCGGAAACUAUUUUAGCUAUGAAAGUAAAUGAAUUGAUGUGCUUUAUCUGCACAAUUAGAAUUAUGACCACAAAUGUAGUUUCCUCUUUUUGGCCAAGAAUAUGUUGAAACAAUAACGACUCAGUCUCCUGGGUUGUCAGCAUAGGGCAACAGGACAGGGAGAGGAAAUGGUCUGUUGGUUCCAGAGAGACUGGUAGCACUUCGAUGACUGCAGUAAAACUGAAAGCUACUGAAUGACUUGAUGAAGGAGGCUGUGUUUCUCUUUAAAAUCCACAAGCCUUUUUGCCAAUAGCCAUCAUAAAAUCGUGAGUUAAAUGAAAACACAUGUAACCCAAUUUCAAAAAGGAGACAAGAAACAAUGUCUUUUUUUGUACUAAAAUGUUUUUGCUCCCCCUCCCUUUGGCAAAUGUUUAUUAAAGAAAU